AUGUGGGGUCUCUUGAGUUCCGACCGGGUCCUUGGUCUGUUGGAUGUCUGGCUGAGGACGAGGCAACGUCCGGAGCGGGUGGUCGGGUUCUGGGGUCCUUCCCGGGACCUGACAGAUGAACUCAAGUCCGCAGACUCAGUGGUCUUUGAAGACGUGGCUGUGAACUUCACCCUGGAGGAGUGGGAACUGUUGGACCCUGCUCAGAGGAAGCUCUACAGAGACGUGAUGCUGGAGACCUGCAGGAACCUGGCCACUGGACAUAAGAGAGGUCAGUAUGGCCAGAAAAUCUAUGUGUGUGAUGUGUGUGGGAAAUCUUUCAGUUAUUAUUGCCAACUUAAACGGCACGUGAGAACUCACACUGGAGAGAAACCCUAUAAGUGCAAAGAAUGUGGGAAAGCUUUUACUGGCAUCUCACACUUCCGAGAACAUGUCCGAAUGCACACUGGAGAGAAGCCCUAUGAGUGUAAGCAGUGUGGCAAGGCUUUCAGCUGGUGCACUUACCUUCGGGAACACAUGCGAACACACAGUGGAGAAAAGCCCUAUGAAUGUAAGCAGUGUGGCAAAGCUUUCCCCUAUCUCAAAUCCUUGCAAGGACAUGUGAGGAUACACACAGGAGAGAAGCCUUAUGUGUGUAAUGAUUGUGGGAAAUCCUACAGUUGUCCUAAGUACUUCAGAAAACACGUGAAAACACACAGUGGAGUAAAACCCUAUGAAUGUACAGAAUGCAGGAAAGCAUUCAUCACUUCUUCAUCCCUUCGAGAACACAUGAAAACACACAGUGAAGAGAAGCCUUAUCAGUGCCAGCAGUGUGGGAAAGCCUUCAGGUAUCCAAGAUCUUUGCAAGGACACAUGAUAACUCACAGUGAAGAGAAACCGUACGAAUGUCAGCAGUGUGAAAAAGCCUACAGGUGUCUCAUAUCCCUCCAGAGACACAUGAAGAUGCACACUGGCGAAAAAUACUGA
Messenger RNA from Budorcas taxicolor (takin), 963 nucleotides. Its product is annotated as zinc finger protein 709-like. The transcript is spliced from 3 exons. NCBI's taxonomy places the organism in Eukaryota, Metazoa, Chordata, Mammalia, Artiodactyla, Bovidae. Bases 1 to 963 code for a protein of 320 amino acids. Gene Ontology annotation, biological process: regulation of DNA-templated transcription. The record is from RefSeq and is a predicted model, not a curated record.